UGGUAACCAUAGUUGGUUAUGCUGUACAUCCUUUUGGUUGUUAACAUAUUAUCGUUAAACAAUAAUUGCGACUGACAGUUAUUUGGUUGACUCGUAUGCUUAGGGAAUAUAGAUCUCUUCACGGCUCUCCUUGAGGAUGUGUGGUGUAAAAUGAUUGGCGACUGGAAAUAUCAUGGAACUAUUUGCAAACCGUCGCGGAAUUUAAAAUAACAGACAGGUCCAUCUAAAAUGUUAUUCGUAGCCUAUUUUGGGACUAGUUGAACGAUGAAUAGAUGGUGUGUUGUAUAAAAUAGCGCGUCCACUAGGCUGGCAAUAAGGCUGUGGUUAUUGUAGGGUAGGCUACAUUCUUUUUAACACUUCUGAUGUGAAGUGUAGCCUAAACCUGCGCUCAAGACUUGGCUGUCUAGUUAUUUCAACUGGUGCACCAUCCAGUUUUGUGAUCAGGUUACUAACGUCGGGGUGAGCACGUAGAGAACAAAAUCUUCAUAUAUUGACGAGAAAAAGGCCUAAACUGGUUUGUUGUUUAACAAGUCAAAAAAGUCAGUCUUUCCUAAAUAAUGAGUUACAGUCACAAUGACAAAAUUAACAUAUUCCAGAAUUCCACAUUUCCACUUAAUGCAAGACAACUCGCAGCUUAUGACAACCAGGACACUGGGAACAAAUAAAUGCGCACAUGAAAACUGAAAUGAUAAAGCAAAUAAAAGUCAAACAUGACUUUUAUUAAUUAUUUCCUAAUGUUGAUAGAAAUGACAGUAAAGCCUACACAGGAGGGUGGAAACCAUGUGGAAACAUAUGCGCAAGCUGUCAGAUCAAAACUUGCGCGUGUGUUUGGGUUGCGACUUGUGACGUAAUAUUUCUGCGACUACUUUCAAAUCGUUUGCAAGACGAAAUGGCCCUCUUUCCAGCGUUUCGUGGAAUAUCAACUAAAGAAGAAGACAAUUCGGUGAAAGCAGAGACGGAAUGGCUGAGCAAUCAGAGUUUCCGCUCUGAUGAUGCCCUAGCGCUCCAUCACAUUGUGUUGGAGAAGGCCAAGGAGGCUGAGGAAGAGGAGCCCAGUGUCAGUGAUAAAAGUUACGGCAGAAUCUCUGAGCCAGAAAGUGAAGAUGAAAAUAUCAGCGGAAGACACAGGAAACGGAAGAAAAAAGACAAGAAGAAGAAACACAAGAAGCACAAAAGGAAGGCGGGAGAGCGCUCGGACAGUGAUGACUCACACUCGGACACGGUCUACCCGAGUGACCUGCUCAAGAAGGAGAAGGAGGCUCAGAGACAGGAGUCUCCAGUGGAGGUGGUCCGCCAGGGCAGGUUCCGAUGGCUGGACGACCUGGAGUCUGCGGCGGAUGGCUUCUUCUGUGUGGACAGGAAAGCGGACCCAGCCAACUGGCAGUACAAGUCUCUCUACCGCGGGGACGUCGCAAGGUACAAGCGGAAGGGCAGCUCUUCUCUGGGACUGGACGCGCGCUCGCAGGCCGUGAGCUGGGAUGAGCCGGCGGGCCAGGAGAAGAAGCGGGCGGCACCGCGCCGAACUGAGCGCUACUACUCCUCCCAGGCUCGCCAGCUGCUCCGCUCCGACGCCCUGCCAUCCCGGCCACCGGCACCAGGGGGCAGUGCUGAGGAGCCCGGCGGCACCUCCUUCAUCCCCCUGCCCUCGCUCUCUGCCGAGCAGGAGGCUAGCGCUACCGCUAAAGGCUCGUGCUCGUGGGUCAACCCGCUGGGCGUGUACGACGCGGGCACGGCGCUCUGGCUGGAGGGCAAAGGUCAGGCGCCCGCGCCCCAUCAGGAGAAGGGUGGAGAAGAGAGGAAGAGCGCGGACACGCCGGAGGCCAGGCUCACAGCGAGGGUGGAGGAGCUCAACCGGAGGGUGAGGGAGAACCCCACCGACACAGAGGGGUGGCUGGAGUUCAUACGCUUCCAGGAUGAGUUUGCGGCGUCAGGGGCAGGGCUGGGCGGCGGCGGUGGUGGUGGUGGUGGUGGUGAGGCCGACGCUGCCGAGCACCGGCGUGUGUCCACGCGCGCGGUGCUGGAGAAGAAACUGGCUGUUUGCGAGCGAGCGGUCCAGAGCAACCCGGGCUGCGUGGCGCUGCAGCUGGCCCGGCUGUCCGUGUGCCGCGAGCUCUGGGAGCCGGCCGCGCUGCUCAAGGAGUGGAAGAAGCUGGUCUUCCUGCACCCCAACAGCGCCUCGCUGUGGCGCCGCUACCUGCGCUUCUGCCAGGGCCACUUCGGCUCGUUCGCCGUGACCAAGGCCAGCGCGGCGUACGGGAAGUGCCUGACCACACUGGCGGCGUGCGACGACGGAAGCAUGCUGUCUCACCCAGCGCUGCCCGGGGCAGAGGAGGACAUGUUGGACAUCUUCCUGCAGCAGUGUCAUUUCCUGCGGCAGGCAGGCCACUCAGAGAAGGCCGUGUGUCUGUUCCAGGGCCUGCUGGAUUUCACCUUCUUCAAGCCGGACAGCGUCAAAGAGCUUCCCACCAGACAGCAGGUGGAGUUCUUCGAGCCGUUCUGGGACAGCGGGGAGCCGCGUGUGGGGGAAAAGGGAGCGCGGGGCUGGAAGGCCUGGAUGCUGCAGCAGGAGAGGGGGGGCUGGCUGGUCCCCAGUGAGGCAGAUGAGGAUGAUGACGAUGAGGGUGAUGAUGAGGAAGUGAAGGAUAAGACUCUGCCCAAGUGGAGGAUCUGGCUGGAUGUGGAGACAACACGUGAAGCCAACCACUGGUUGCCGUGGAGACCUGACAAAAGCACAGGUCAAUCAGAGGAAGACUGCGAAGAUCCCGAGAGACAGGUGCUUUUUGAUGACAUCGGCCCUUCCAUGAUCCGCGUGACCCGGCCCAACCUGCAGCUCCAUCUGCUCGCCAGCUUCCUCCACUUCCUGGGGCUCCCCGUCCUUUCGUCCACCUCCUCCUCCUCCCAGCUCCGGAGCCUGCUCCUGGACGACCUCUCCCUCCUGCAGGACCAGCGGGACCCCGAGCGACCUCUGACCUCCAUCCACCUUCAGUCGUCGUCAUCAUCGUCGUCACUGUCCGGAGUCAGCCCAGUGGGCCACAUGACUGUCCUGGGCACGCCGCACAAACAAGCGGGGCUGUGCAAGCCGGGCGAGGAGUUUGUCCAGAACGUCCUGCAGCAGGUGGCGCCGCUGCUGCCUGCCGAGGACAGGGCCGUGCUCCACCUGAGCUGGCUGCAGUACGAGAGGCUCAAGGUUUUGAGGUGUGUGCGCAGCGGGAACAAGAAGCGCCUGCGCGGCCAGGGCAAGCGCAGCAAGCGGCUGGCCAAGCGUCUGCUGAAGGAGCCGGAGAACCGCGGGCGCCUGGGCCUGUGGCGCGAGUACGCCCACCUGGAGUGGCUGCUGGGCAACCUGGAGGAGGCGCGCAAGGUGUUCGACACGGCGCUGGGCAUGGGCGUGGCCCGCGGGCUCAAAGACACUGCGCUGUGCCACCUCUGCCUGCUCUAUGCCCAGUUAGAGGUGGAAGAGACGUGGCGGGCAGAAGGACAAAGCGCUGCAGGAACUGCCCCCGCGUCGUCCGCCGCUGUGCAUAUUUUGACCAAGUUAGCCGAGGAGGCGACCUAUACCCCUUUCUCAGGGCAGGUGGCUCCGGUAGCCAUUUUGAAAGCCAGGAAGUCCUACGAGCAGGCUGUGGAGGUCUGCUUAGCUGGGCUGGAAGCCGGGCGCUCUAAAAAGGCCCAGCAUGUAGCAGGACUUGUAGGCUGCUAUGCUCUCUUCCAGUACUUGACUGUGGGUAUGGACGCCGCUAACAUGGUAUAUAGGCAGGCCAGAGAGAGACUGGGGCAGCAUGCUAGUACGACUCAGCAAAAUACCUCGGUAGAUAGCAGUAGUGCUAAUGCUAAUAGCAGUAGCGGUAAGGCUACUAGCAUUAGUGUUACUGGAGAGUGCGAGGCCCUGGCUGUUCAGCAGGCGGCGCUAUUGCGCCACCACACCAGCACCUCCGUGUUCCCCUUGGUCCACCUGAGGGAAGCACUCACCUCAGCCCUCACUCACUUCUCCACCAGCGCCCCCUUGUGGCACCUCUACGUGCAGGCUGAGGCACGGUACCACAGCGCGGGUCGAGCGCGGAGGUUUAUCCACAGCGUGAUUAAGAGUGACCAGAGCGUGGUGCCAUACCUGUUUGCCGUUUGGGCGGAGCAGGGCAGGAAAGAGCUGCUGGACUCUGUGCAAAGGUCUGGUGGAAUUGGAGAUACUCUGCCCACAAUACCGGAAAACGGACUGAGCAACCGUAUCCGGUCGCUGUUUGAGGCUGCCACGGCAACAGAGGAGGGAGCCCAGUGUCCGCUGCUUUGGAGGAUGUACCUCAAGUUCAUGGCUUCAGAGGGCAACAAGGAGAGGGCCAAAGGGAUCUUCUACAAAGCUCUUCAGAACAUCCCCUGGGCCAAGGGCCUGUAUAUGGAUGCAGUGCUGCUGUUCCCAGAUGCUGUGACUGAGUUCCUGGACCUGAUGACUGAGAAGGAGCUACGGCUCAGAGCACCGAUGGAGGAAGUAGAGAUCCUGCUGGAGGAUUAGCACUUAUUAACCCUACCCAUAGUGCACCAAAGACAAACAGGAAAUCCCUCUGAAGGGUGUACACCUCAAAGCUACACACUGUGCCGGAUUGGCUCACAAUGCACAAGUGGAGGAGAUUAUGUCACAUCAGAUAUGUGCAACGCCACAAGUUGAUGCUGGCUACCUGCAGAUGUAUGACCUUGUUUGAAUGAAUUAAAAUGUGAGUGUGUGUGUCUGUGUGUUCAUUUUAUAAUCAUUACAGAUUGAUUUCACAAAGGAUGCACAACUAAAUUGAUGUUGAUUAUUUUUGAUAAUCAUAGAAUUUCUGUAUGUGAAAAAUAUUUUUGAAUGACAAAAUAAAACAUUAAGGAACCUACACCUCCCAUUUACUGAAA
Molecule: messenger RNA, 4878 nt
Organism: Alosa sapidissima (American shad)
Lineage: Eukaryota; Metazoa; Chordata; Actinopteri; Clupeiformes; Clupeidae
Gene: nrde2
Product: NRDE-2, necessary for RNA interference, domain containing
Exons: 14
Coding region: 890-4504 (1204 amino acids)
Biological process (GO): negative regulation of RNA catabolic process; RNA processing; regulatory ncRNA-mediated post-transcriptional gene silencing
Cellular component (GO): catalytic step 2 spliceosome
Molecular function (GO): protein binding
Source: RefSeq, a predicted model, not a curated record